This is a messenger RNA of Andrographis paniculata, 1728 nucleotides long. Its product is annotated as serine carboxypeptidase-like 11. The transcript is spliced from 14 exons. The record is from RefSeq and is a predicted model, not a curated record. Gene Ontology annotation, molecular function: acyltransferase activity, transferring groups other than amino-acyl groups; serine-type carboxypeptidase activity. NCBI's taxonomy places the organism in Eukaryota, Viridiplantae, Streptophyta, Magnoliopsida, Lamiales, Acanthaceae. Bases 107 to 1510 code for a protein of 467 amino acids. Gene Ontology annotation, biological process: secondary metabolic process; proteolysis.
UCCAACGAAACAAGCUAUGUGUAGACCAACCUAGUCAUCAAAGUAAUAGUGAGUUUUCAAAUAAAUAAAUCAACCAAACAGGUCAUUAGGUGCAGAAGCACCGAUCAUGAUGAGGUAUUAUUAUUGCCGUAUCGUCGUCGUUUUCUUCUUCUUCAUAUGGAUUAAGGACCUGUUUGGCCGCGCCGAAGCUUCACCCGUCGAAUUUCUCCCUGGAUUUGACGGCCCUCUUCCAUUUCAUCUCGAAACCGGAUAUAUUGGAGUAGAUGAAGGAGAAAACGUGGAGUUGUUUUAUUACUUUGUACGGUCAUCGUCUUCAUCAAAUGGAAAUGAUGAUCCAUUGAUUCUAUGGUUAGUUGGUGGGCCUGGCUGCUCUGGACUUUCUGCACUCCUUUAUGAGAUAGGGCCUCUAUUUAUUGACAAGGGAGAAGACGAGGGCUUGCCAAAGCUAUCUUUGAAUCCUUAUGCAUGGACAAAGUUAACAAACAUCAUAUUUUUGGACUUGCCUGUCGGAACGGGCUUUUCGUAUGCCAAAACACUCAAUGCUGCCCAUUCGACUGGCUCGCAAUCUUGCCAUCAAGCUUAUCAAUUUCUUCGAAAGUGGUUAAUCGAUCAUCCAGAGUUUGCAUCGAAUCCAUUCUACAUUGGAGGGAGCUCAUACACCGGCAUGACGGUGCCCUUUAUUGCUCGGUUAAUAUCCGAUGGGAAUGAGGCGGGAGUUGAGCCUCGGAUCAACAUCAAGGGAUAUGUGUUGGGCAACGGCGCAACAUUCCCGGACGAAGGGAACUACAAGAUACCAUUCGCUCACGGGAUGGGACUAAUAUCCGAUGAACUCUAUGAGUCGUUAAUGCAAACUUGUGAAGGGAACUACGUGAAUGUAGAUUCUAGCAACCAUCCGUGUUUGGAUAAUCUCGACACUUUCCAUCAGUUGGUGGAUGAUUUGUCUGGUGAACAAAUUUUAGACCCAACGUGCGAACGUAUAGAUUCAAGAUCUUCACGCAAUGGGCAUCGAGUACUUUACAAUGAAGAGCGAAUUUGCACUAAAAAAUGUUAUACUUAUAGGCAUCAAUACGUUCCUAUUUGGGCUAACAAUCCUAGUGUGCAAGAAGCCCUACAUAUUCGAGAGAAUUAUAAUAUGCGUAGGGGAGCAUUGUUGGAUUGUGGGAGCGAUGUAACCGUAGUUUGCCUUACACUAAUGGGACGUGGGAUAGCACUCCUAUUCACGCGUAUCUUAGCACGAAAGGCUAUAGAUCACUUAUAUAUAGCGGUGACCACGACAUGGUUAUGCCUUUCCUUUCGACGCAAGCGUGGAUUAGAUCUCUUAACUAUUCGAUUAUGGAUGAGUGGAGACAAUGGCUUGUACGUGGGCAAAUUGCCGGGUAUGUACACGAGGACUUACGCCAAUAACAUGACAUUUGCAACCGUCAAGGGAGGCGCCCAUGUAGCUCCGGAGAGCAACCCCGAGGAAUGUUUUGCGAUGUUCGAAAGAUGGAUUUCUUACAAGCCUCUCUAAUAUUAUCGGAAAAGUUGUGUAAGCUUGCGUGGAGCUUGUCUAAGUUGUGUUAUGUGUUGAAAUGCCGAUUUGAUCCAUUGAACUAUUUUAUCGAAUAGUAUUGAACGUGUUCAAUAAUCUAGGGUACUUGUUGAACUAUGUAAGAUGCUCGACUCAUAGACAUAAGAUUGUGUUAUUUUAUUAUUUUAUUUAUUUAUUUUUAAUAGUGUUGGAAUCCA